Messenger RNA from Prorocentrum cordatum, 807 nucleotides. NCBI's taxonomy places the organism in Eukaryota, Dinophyceae, Prorocentrales, Prorocentraceae. The record is from the annotation of a GenBank genome assembly.
AUGCCUGACGUUGCGCCAGCUCAGCGAUCAGGGGACUACGCUCUGCGGGCCCUGCGGCGCGCGGCGCAGCUGCACAGCGCCAGGCGCGCAGGGCUGCCUGCCCCAGACGCGGCUCUUCCGGGCGCGGCCCCCGCCGGCUGCAGCAGGAGCGGCGCCGCGGCAGCCGCGGGCGCCUCGCAGCGGCAGUGCCCGCAGCCCGACGCUGCGUCGACGCAGGGCUCCCAGGUGCCGCCGGAUUCCACGGUGCCUGGCCUGAGCGCGUCGCUUCUGCAGCAGCACGGCGUGUUCAAAGUCGGCGGUGACUUCCCGCCCACUCUCUCCACGCAGGCGGGGGAGGGCUACAAGCAAGGGGGCGGCCUCGAGCCGCCCACUCUCGACGGACCCGAGGAGCACUGGCAGGAGCGGUCCUUUGUGAUGAGAGACUUCCUCGGAGGGCAGACGCAGGUGACCCAGCGCCUGCUGGGGGCGACUGGGGGUCUCGGGAGCGAGCCCGACACCUCGGCAGAGCGCAUCCUGAAUUCGUCCGAUGACGAGGGCACCGCGGCAAGCCAUGAGAUGUUCCUCAGACUGGUCAUGACAAUGAAGGGCGUCGCUCAGAUGAUCGCGCGAGGUGCGAGCCAGGCGGCGGUUUGGGUCCAGAGUAUCAUGGCGAGAAUCUUGGAGGUCAAGCAGUUCCCACAUGCCCGAGCGGAGUUCGAGGAGGCUCGCGCGGAGUGGGGGCGCGACAUCACGUGGUGCGAGAUGGCAGCAGGCGAAGAUUUUAACGUGGGCGUGGUGUGGAUCAUCUAUCUCUACAAAGCGCCUUAG